AGACGGCGUGGUAGUUACGCACUCUCUGUGCUGGCUCUAGGCAUGCACUCAAUCUGAAUGGCAGGUCGGAUGAGGGAAUCGGAACUUGUAGCGGCCGGGAGAGCCAUCGAGACCAAAAGUGGAGGUCAGCCGACCGUCAUGACGAAAGUUCAAUCCGCACUCUCAACAUCCUCAAAAUGCGCGCCUCGAGGCCCCUCGCGUCGCUCGCGCGCCGCAUAAUGGUACGCGCGGCCCCAUCCCAGCUCACACAGAUGAAUGACGGCUGCGCGAUCCCCCAGCUCGGGCUUGGGACGGCGAAGAUGAGCGAUGCCGAAGCGUACACGGCGACACGCGCGGCGCUCGAUGCGGGCUAUCGCCACAUCGCGAUGUCGGAGACCUCCGACGCGGCCGUCGGCCGCGCGCUGCGCGACAGCGGCAUCCCGCGCGCCGACGUAUUCCUCACCUACCUCUCUCCGUCGCUGCGGACGGCGCUCGACCGCGCCGCCCUCUCCUACGUCGACCUCACCCUCCUCUCAUCGCAAGGGGGGCCACACGCGCGCGCCGAGGGCUGGAUCACGCUCGUCGAGGCGCGCCGCAAGGGCCUUACCCGCUCCGUCGGCGUCAGCGGGUAUGGCAUGCUGCACCUCGCCGAGGUUGUGGAGAUGGUGCGGCGCGCGGGGGAGGACGGGCCUGGCGCGGCAAUGCCGGCUGUGAACCGGCUCGCGGUGCAUCCGCUCGCGCGCAAGAUGGACGUCGUGGAGAUGUGUGCGGAGAUGGGGACGGCGGUGUAUGCUGAGGCGGGCGGGCGAGUGGAGCACUCUGUGAUUGCCAAAAUGGCGGAGAAGUAUGGCCAGAGUCCGGAGCAGGUUGUGCUUCGGUGGGGGAUACAGCAUGACCACAUUGUCACGCCCGAGAGCGCGGUGCCAGAGCAUAUCGCGGCCAAUGCUCAGGUGUUCGACUUUGAGAUUGCGCCGGAGGACAUGGCUGAGUUGGACGGCCUCAAUGAGGAACGAGAGUCGGACUUAUGGGCCGAUGAAUAGCAUGCAUCUAAGAUGUGCAUGGGUGCGGGGCUUGCUCUGCCCA
Molecule: messenger RNA, 1062 nt
Organism: Cutaneotrichosporon oleaginosum
Lineage: Eukaryota; Fungi; Basidiomycota; Tremellomycetes; Trichosporonales; Trichosporonaceae
Molecular function (GO): oxidoreductase activity
Source: RefSeq, a predicted model, not a curated record